Tetranychus urticae (two-spotted spider mite) is the source of this 2958-nucleotide messenger RNA. Its product is annotated as long-chain fatty acid transport protein 4. Gene Ontology annotation, biological process: long-chain fatty acid import into cell; long-chain fatty acid metabolic process. The record is from RefSeq and is a predicted model, not a curated record. Gene Ontology annotation, cellular component: plasma membrane; endoplasmic reticulum membrane. Gene Ontology annotation, molecular function: long-chain fatty acid-CoA ligase activity; long-chain fatty acid transmembrane transporter activity. Lineage: Eukaryota; Metazoa; Arthropoda; Arachnida; Trombidiformes; Tetranychidae.
CACUCAAUUGUUAUUAGUGAAUAAAGGUAACCGGUUAGUUGAGUUAACCCAACUUUAAAAGUAACCAAUUGUGGAUUACUGUACUGUUCUGGUUUCAUUGAAUUAAAAUCAUCAAAAUUAUUGAAAACACUGACUUGUGAAAUCUUAACGUUCACUAAUUAUUGCUAGUGUAUUGAAUUGAAAACUUCGGCCAAUACCCAUUACCAAGUGAUUUACAUUCGUCAUCAACAAGUGCAAUAAAGUGAAGAUCUUCUGCAUUCAAGGAUUGUCCUUUCUCUUUCUUUGUUUGUGUUCCAUGUUUUGUAUUGAAUCUUGUUCAUCUGUUUACGUUCGCACGGAUAUUUUUUGAUUUCAUCAUUGUCUCUUUUUGUAAUCAACAAGUGCAAACUUAAUGUGUCUCAAUUAGCUCAAACCAAAGAGUGCAGAAGAAGCUCUCCAUAGAUUUCAAUGGGAAGUGAGGUUGGCGGUCCUACACAUCAGUCACUUUUUUCAAUUUCUUUCGAUUCAAUUUCAAUCUAAUUUUUUAAUCUAAUCUAAUAAAAUAGCACCCUCACCAGCGCCGCUUUGUAAGCUUCCCAAAAUUGUAUUGAGAGAAACCUCUUCUUCUCUAUUCUUUGAUUCAAACCAUAUUUUUGUCAAUUACAAUAUUGUAUAACAAUCUCAUUUUUUACCUUGAUCAAUAUAAGUCUUCAAGUGGAGAUAAAUGUGCUUCAAUUAGUUGAACAGCAAAACCAAAAUGUUACUGUACGCUUUACAAGAACGUCUGGUGAAAACACUCAACAAUUCACUGACCAGAGCUGUUUCAAAUGUGACUUUUUCGAUAAUUGGCCUUUAUGCAGCCUUUAAAUUGGCAAUGUGGCUUCGAGUCAUUAUAUUGACUAUUCAUCGCGAUUUAAGAGGUUUGUAUUAUUUAACCAAAACCAAGGUUACAAUGGCACUUCAUCGACGACGUAACAUGACUGUCGCUAAACUGUUCAAGAAAACGGUUGCUGAACACGGAGAUAAACCAAUAUUCUAUCACCAAGAUGAAGUUUGGAGUUUCAAGCAACUAGAUGCCUUUUCUAAUAAAGUGGCCAACAUAUUCACUGAAUUAGGAUUUAACCAUGGUGAUGAAGUUGUUCUCUUUAUGGAAUCAAAGUGUGAAUACAUUGGCCUUUGGCUUGGUCUAGCAAAAAUGGGUGUCGUUACAGCUUUAAUCAACACUAAUCAACGAAAAGAAUCUCUAAUUCAUUCAAUUCUCACAAUCAACUCAAAAGCUGUCAUCUUUGGUACAGAAUUGACUGAUGCAAUUCUCGAAGUGUAUCCUACCCUCAAAAACCAACGAGAUUUAAAAUUUUUCUCUUAUGGUAACCUAAGUCAACCAAAUUUUCCUCAUCAUGAUCUCAAUGAUCUGCUCAAGGAUGCAUCAACUGCAGAUCCGAUUAAUAUCAAUUCGGGUAAUUACGAAGAUAAAAUUUUAUACAUUUACACUUCUGGUACAACUGGACUUCCCAAGGCUGCUGUUAUUAAAAACUGUCGUUUUAUUUUUGUUACAAUUGGAAUUGGCAAUUCAAUGGGUUUUGGCUCUAAUGAGAUUAUUUAUACUUGUAUCCCGUUGUACCAUUUAUCUGGCGGUAUUAUUGGAUCAGGCCAAUGUCUGUUAAAGGGCAACUCUAUGGCAAUUAGGCAUAAAUUUUCGGCAAAAAACUUUUGGACCGAUUGUAUCAAAUAUCAAUGUACUUCGGCUCAAUAUAUUGGUGAAAUUUGUCGUUACUUACUUUGCCAGCCAGAGUCACCUGCUGAUAGAGCUCAUAGCGUCAGAUCAAUGUUUGGUAAUGGAUUAAGGAUAAACAUUUGGAAAGAUUUUGUUAAAAGAUUCAAUAUUGAAAGAGUUCUCGAGUUUUAUGGAGCAACAGAAGGAAAUGCUCAUGUUGUUAAUGUUGAUCAUAAAGCUGGUGCUUGUGGUUUUAUAUCACAAAUAUUACCCGGUGCAUUGACUGAUCUUUUUUAUCCUGUUUCAAUAAUCAAAGUGGAUGAAAUUACAGGAGAACCAAUUCGCUCUUCUAAUGGAUUGUGUAUCAGAUGUCGUGCUGGUGAUUCUGGUGAAUUUGUGGGUAAAAUAGUAACCAAUGAUCCUUCUCGUGCCUUUGAUGGAUACGCAAAUCAAGAAGCUUCCGAUAAAAAAAUCAUUCGCAAUGUAUUUCGUCGUGGAGAUGCUUAUUUUGCUUCUGGUGAUCUAGUAACACUAGACGAGUUAGGUUAUGUUUUUUUCAAAGAUCGAACCGGAGAUACAUUUCGUUGGAAGGGUGAAAAUGUUUCCACCACAGAAGUGGAAGCUGUUAUUGGUAAUCACUUGGAACAUGUUGAUUGUGUGGUUUAUGGAGUUGAAAUACCUGGUUGUGAGGGUAGAGCUGGUAUGGCUGCUAUUUUGGAUCCAGAGGAUAAGGUUGACUUGAAAGAUUUAUUAGCCGAGAUGAAAAAAGUGUUACCUAAUUAUUCGAUACCAGUAUUUGUUCGUAAAUGCCAACGGUUUACUCAAACUGGAACUUUCAAGCUUCCUAAAGUUACCCUGAGAAAUCAAGCUUACAAUCCAGUCACCAUUACUGAUCCAUUGUAUUAUUUUGAUGUUAAGAGCUGUCAAUAUUUAUCGCUGGAUGAAAAAAUUUACCAACAGAUAAUGUCAGGGUUGCUUCGAUUUUGAGCUUAAAAUUUAUUUUUAAUCCUAAUUCAUCGUCUUUCAUUAAUUAAAUUUGUCUGUGAUGUAAGACAAAAUUUAUGCAAAUUAGUGUCACUUUGUCACACAUAAAAAAACAAUACAAAAUCAUAAGCUAGAUCAUGUUAUAGCUAAAUUGGACAGAAAAUGUGAUCAAAAAUUUUAUAUUUUGAUAUCGAUUAUGAUAAAUAUCAAUCAAGAUUGUUAAUUUUUAUAAUAUUGCGAUUCCAUGACUUAAAGUUUUUCAUGUUUUUUUUGUUUAAAAA